Messenger RNA from Cyclopterus lumpus (lumpfish), 2764 nucleotides. RefSeq names its product growth differentiation factor 5 (gene gdf5). Bases 416 to 2200 code for a protein of 594 amino acids. The record is from RefSeq and is a predicted model, not a curated record. The transcript has 2 exons. Gene Ontology annotation, molecular function: growth factor activity; cytokine activity. Gene Ontology annotation, cellular component: extracellular region. Gene Ontology annotation, biological process: BMP signaling pathway; SMAD protein signal transduction. NCBI's taxonomy places the organism in Eukaryota, Metazoa, Chordata, Actinopteri, Perciformes, Cyclopteridae.
UCCAGCAGAACCGUGCAGAGUUUAGCCGAGUCCCCGUUCCUUUGGUUCCUGGUCCUCGCGCAGACCGGGUCUCUGCAGCACCAUGGUUCUCACCGAUGACGGAUGGGAGGAUGCGGGUUUGCAGGAUUUGUUUCUUCAACUCGUGAAACCCACUUACAGUCCACAUCUCUGCUUUUACAACCUCGCGUGUGUCUACAGCCGCCUGCAGACGGGAGAAGCUCUGUUCCUUCAUUCCGCCUCCGGCACAGCGCAGAGCGGACUCAGGGGAUGAAGGACCCGGACCAGGCACGACUGAAGGACCCGGACCAGGCACGACUGAAGGACCCGGACCAGGCACGACUUCUUUUCUAAGGUCAAUUCAUUCUGCGCGGACUUAAUACGAUGACGGCCUGGCAAGAGGCACAAGGGCUUUAGGAUGAAAGUGGUGACGCGUGUCUCUCUUCUGCUGAGCUGCUGGACUCUCAUGUACCUGCAUCCUGUCCUCGGGUCACUCAGCCGGACCAGACCGACCGAGCACCAGCACCACCGGCUUGGAGAGGCGAUAGAGCGCGCGGCAGGCGGUGGGGAAGGAGUGCACGUCCACGGAAGAACCGACAGAGGAAUCGGUAGGUCCUCACCGGCCGCCGCGAGCAGACAACCGGUGACCGCUCCCGGGACGUGGAAACCGUCCCCGGUGAGUCCGGGGAGGAUUACGCGGAUCCGCGCAGAGCCCCUGGUAAUCAAGGGCGAGACGACGGUGACUAAAAGCAAACUUACUGCGUCUUCCGUGCCGGUGAACCGGGCCCAGCUGCAGCAGCACCCGGUCAGCUCGGGGCGCAGAGAGGCCGCGCGCUCCCGGCUGCCCGGCGGGGACGCUCCCGUGAAGGCGCACGCUCCCGCGGCGUUCAGCGCACACGCAGCGGGGAAGGGAGUCGGGACUGCGGCUGCCGGGGGUGGAGGUGUUGGCUCACCGGGGAAGAACUUGGGGAAAGUCGCUGCCAGAGCGGGUGCAGCUGCUCCGGUGCGCACGGGACCUCCACACGGAGCCACGGUCCGCGGCCCGGCGGCGCAGCGGGGAGUCAGCAGCCAGCCCCGGGGGGCGCACCCCAGACAGCCGCUGGUCACCCCGCACGACUACAUGCUGUCGCUGUACUGGUCUCUGUCCAGCGGGGACCUGAACAGCAGCGCCCUGCACGACGCGGGUCUGGCCAACACCAUCACCAGCUUCGUGGAUAAAGGACACGACGAGCGUGGGCCACAGCUCAGACGCCAGAGGUAUCACUUCAACGUCAGCUCCCUGGAACGAGACGGGCUCCUGGGGGCCGAGCUACGCAUCCUGAGGAAGCGCCUGUCUGACCCCCGCAGGGCCUCAACGGGAUCCGCAGCCUCCGACGGAGGCGGUGGAGGAAUCUCGUCCCCGUGCCUGAAGCUGUCCACCUGCGCUUCAGGGAAACAACUGGCUGUCCCGGUCCAGACGAAGACCUUGGAGGACCUGCUCGGCGGAUUCGGUGGAAAAUGGGAAGUGUUUGACGUGUGGAAAAUCUUCAAGGGAUUCAAAAACCAGCAGAAACAGCACCCCCAGCAGCUGUGCUUUGACCUCGAGGCCCUGGAGCACAGAGGCGGUCGGCCCGUGGACCUGCGCUCUCUGGGCUUUGCCCGACACGGCAGGACCAACAAGGAAAAGGCCUUCUUCCUGGCGUUUGGCAAAAGCAAGAAGCGCGACCUUUUCUACAACGAGAUCAAAGCGCGGUCAGGCCACGACAACAAAACCGUCUACGAAUACCUGUUCACCCAGCGGCGAAUGCGCCGAGCUCCUGCUGCCAGGGCGGCCAAAAAACCUCUGCAGCCGCAUCCGCCGCCGCUGCAGACCCUCCCCCAGCACCAGGUGGUGAAGAUGCAGACGAGGCCGCGGUGCCACCGGAGACGACUCCACGUGAACUUCAAAGAGAUGGGCUGGGACGACUGGAUCAUCGCGCCGCUGGAGUACGAGGCCUUCCACUGCGACGGCGUCUGCGACUUCCCCAUCCGCUCGCACCUGGAGCCCACCAACCACGCCAUCAUACAGACCCUGAUGAACUCGAUGGACCCGGAGUCCACGCCACCCACCUGCUGCGUCCCGACCCGACUCAGCCCAAUCAGCAUACUCUACAUCGACUCGGCCAAUAACGUGGUCUACAAGCAGUACGAGGACAUGGUGGUGGAGUCGUGUGGCUGCAGGUAGCAGAGGAAGCCAGAUCCUGCCCUCCACUUUGAGGUUUGAUGAAAAGCGAACUCAGUGCUGUGCAACAGACGUUACUCCUCACACUCAAGUGGACCUCCAGACUGCAUACCAAAGACCGCUGGACGCUGUGAAAGACUAAGCAGAGCAAGAUGAACUCGUGGGGGUAAUGCCCUUUGACCAGAACUCGUGUGCGAUGUUGAUGGCGAUAAGGACGACGCGGCCGAGAGAAGCCAAACAAAAAACAGAGACACCUUUGGAUUAAAGUUCUGAUCUCAUAUCAGACUCAAAACAGAUCGUAACUGCUUUAGUUUGCUCUCUUCAGAUUUGUAUCUGUGUUCUGAUUGGUGUAAAAAGUUUGCGUGUAAUGCUAUUGAAACAUUAGAGAAUUAUACUCAAAAAUGCCCUUUUUUCCAGCACUUAUCUGCCAUUGUGCCUUUGCCCAUUCAGAUGCAACAAUGAGGAGUCAUUUGUGUGUCUAAUCCAAGACUUUUUCACGAAGCAUGCAAAGAAUUUCUGAUGUAUAAAUACAGGCCAGUGAUGAAGUGCAAAUCUGACCUGCUCUGA